Ceratosolen solmsi marchali is the source of this 1614-nucleotide messenger RNA. RefSeq names its product polyA-binding protein interacting protein 2 (gene Paip2). The record is from RefSeq and is a predicted model, not a curated record. Lineage: Eukaryota; Metazoa; Arthropoda; Insecta; Hymenoptera; Agaonidae. The transcript is spliced from 4 exons. Gene Ontology annotation, cellular component: cytoplasm. Bases 420 to 863 code for a protein of 147 amino acids. Gene Ontology annotation, molecular function: mRNA regulatory element binding translation repressor activity. Gene Ontology annotation, biological process: negative regulation of translational initiation.
AGAGAGAAUGCGUGCGCGCGCGUCUCUGACUGUGCCUGCGUGUGUACAUGUGUACGAGCGAGAGACAACAGAGCAAACAGUUGGAAAGGGGCCAGCGCGAGGGAGCGAAAGAGCGAGUGAGUGGUAAAAGGCGCGUAGAAGAAAGAGAACAAAUUCAGUGAGCAGCUAAGCAACGCGGCGCAGUAAAGUGCGGUAGCAAAAGGCGAAGUCUCAGCUCACUUUCGGGAAAAAAACUCUUUGCACAUACACAUCGACAACUCCCACAUCGCAGGUCACACUCCAGAUCAAGUUCGUCCGAAGUGCUAGAAUUGUGCGACGUCGUUCCGGACGUUUUUGGAUAAGAUACGUUGUGCGACGUAAUUAUCGUCGGAGAGUUUUUGCCCCUUUUUGCGCAACUUAGUACUGAAUAUAAAUCUGGUAUGAAAAUGAAGAUUCCAACCGGUGGUUCUGGUAAUGGAUACUAUGGGCAUGAAAGCAGUGUCAUUUCAUACUUGGACAAUGUAGAAUCAGAUGCCGAUGUUCCAGCAACAGCUGAGGACGAUUUUUCAGAGUAUAUGUGGAUGGAAAAUGAAGAAGAAUUUGAUAAGCAGGUACUCCAACAGUUAGAAGAAGAAGAAUUAAUGGAAGAAUGCUUAGAAGCAAUGUUGGAAGAAGAAAGGCAACAUGAAAGAAAUCAAACCUCCAGUGCUUGGUGUACAGCUACAAGUACAGAAAACAAUGGUGCUGAAUUGUGCCAACAACUCAAUAGUCUCCGAGUUCAUGACGACAUUGCUAAACAAAGUACGUUAAAUCCUAAUGCAGCAGAGUUCGUCCCAACCUUCAAAUUGAGUGCACCACCAGAAAUCAGUGCGAAAUCGUCGUAGAGGUUCCUUAAUUAUUCUUACUUAUGCAGAAUAACAGAUCUUUAGAUUACUGAAAUGUCCAGAAUCCUUUUCCCCUUUUACCCAAGGUCGAAUGAUUAUCUUCAGAGAAUUCUGUUAGGCGUUGCGAGUCAACGAUAUAAGAUUAUAAACGUCAAAUUAGAUGAAAAAAAGAUGCGCAGAGUAGUUAUACUUAAAAACGUAAUGCGAAAAUCAGGUUUAAUGCUGUCCAAUUUUUAGAUAUGUUAAUUGUCAAAAAAGUGAGUAAGAAAGCACGUGUUUGUUUAUAUAUUCAUAAAAUUUAAUACACAAGAAUUUUAUCAUAGUUUGUAUGAUCGAUAAUAAGUUUCUAUAAUUAUUAUUUUUAUUAAUGGAGUCUCCUGCCUGAAACAUUAUUUUAUAUAUCUUCAGAUUAAGUUGUUCCAUCUAUUUAUUGAUAAAUAUUUAUACACUGUUAUAAUGGCAAAUCAUUCAAACAGGUACUUAAAUAAAAAUCGUAGGAGGAUUUACUAUAUUUGUAUCAUAAAUUAAAAAAUAUUGUUAUGUCACUUUUGCUAAACUUGUGAGCCUCGCUUCAAACUAGUCCAGUCAUUGAGCUUUCUCUCAAAGACAUCCCGGUUUAGUUGAUUACAUCACAAUUCCAUUGUAAUUUCCUUGAUCUUAUCUUCCUUUAUCUUAUCUUUACUUUCUCUCUCGUGCUCAAAGUAAGGCAUAAUAAAAAAAAAACACGUGCAUCAAAAAUAGAAAAAUAUAG